AAUAUUGUCUCACAGCAAUAUCUAACCCAUUUUAAUCUAUAACCAUGGGUUACAUUACAAAUGAUAAAUCUGUUGUUGAUUUUUGUGAGAGUAAAACCGAAUCUCUCUCCAAUUGGGUACGUCAAGUUAAAAGUAAAUCUCUCAGUGUCAAGACAAAGAAAAAACGUGAUCUCAGAAUAAUCGCCAUUUUGAGCAACUCUCUAUCACGUGCCGAGAGCGAGCUCGUUACGAAACAAAGGGAACGUGCCAGAAGGUGGGCGCAAAUGCAAGCAGACCUUGGACUAUCAAAUAAGGAGGAGGAAGUGGCCAGGCAGCAGCGAGAAAAAAUCGAUAACAUAUGGAAGAAUGAUCUCAGCGGUCUAGAUAGUUUUUUCAAAGAAUUAGACAAUGUCAAACCAAUGAUAGUGAACUAAGUACUUACUACUAGGUAAUGUAAAAAUCUUUAUCUGUGAUAUACUAUGUAGGAUGUUUUUCUAAA
This is a messenger RNA of Achroia grisella, 478 nucleotides long. RefSeq lists its product as uncharacterized. Bases 45 to 413 code for a protein of 122 amino acids. Lineage: Eukaryota; Metazoa; Arthropoda; Insecta; Lepidoptera; Pyralidae. The transcript has a single exon. The record is from RefSeq and is a predicted model, not a curated record.